CAGUACGGGCAGACUCUUCUCUUCUCUCUCUUCAGUGGAUACAGCGGGGAACAGACAGAUCGCCUGUGGGAUGGAUUAUUAAAAUUACCCUUGCGAGAAUAUUCAUCUGUUUCCUUUUCAUUUACUCGCCGUCACACUCUCUCGUGUACACCCAUCCAUCCAUGUGUCCGGACGGGUUCUGAAUCGGGCAGAAUGCGGAUCCUGGUGCUGAUUCCGCUGCUGUGGGGUCUUAGUGAGGGGGCUUUCCCCAGCAGUGUCCAAAUCGGUGGGUUGUUUAUAAGAAACACGGAUCAAGAAUACACGGCUUUCCGCUUGUCCAUAUUUCUACACAACACCAGUCCAAAUGCAACGGAGGCCCCCUUCAACCUGGUUCCUCACGUGGACAAUAUCGAGACCGCCAACAGCUUUGCCGUCACCAAUGCCUUUUGUUCGCAGUAUUCUCGUGGAGUCUUUGCGAUAUUCGGCCUGUACGAUAAGCGCUCCGUACACACUCUGACGUCAUUCUGCAGCGCCCUUCACAUCUCUCUGGUGACGCCCAGUUUCCCGGCAGAGGGCGAGAUGCAGUUUGUGCUACAGCUGAGGCCGUCCAUCCGCGGAGCCCUGCUGAGCCUUCUGGACCAUUAUGACUGGAACCGAUUCGUAUUCCUGUACGACACCGAUCGAGGAUACGCCAUCCUGCAGGCCAUCAUGGAGAAGGCGGGGCAGAACGGUUGGCAGGUUAGCGCCAUCUGCGUGGAGAACUUCAACGACGCGAGUUACCGAAGGCUGCUGGAAGACCUGGACCGUCGACAGGAGAAGAAGUUUGUCAUUGACCUCGAGGCAGAACGACUCCAGAACAUUCUAGAGCAGGUGGUGAGUGUGGGUAAACAUGUGAAAGGAUAUCACUACAUCAUCGCUAAUCUGGGUUUUAAGGAUAUUUCUCUGGAGAGGUUCAUGCACGGUGGAGCCAAUGUAACUGGUUUCCAGUUGGUGGAUUUCAGCAAACCAAUGGUGAUCAAAUUAAUGCAGCGCUGGAAUAAACUGGACCAGAGGGAGUAUCCCGGUUCUGAGAGCCCACCCAGGUACACGUCCUCUCUGACAUAUGACGGUGUGCUGGUGAUGGCCGAGGCAUUUCGAAAUCUACGCAGACAGAAGAUCGACAUCUCCCGCAGAGGCAACGCCGGAGACUGUCUGGCAAACCCAGCUGCUCCUUGGAAUCAAGGCAUUGACAUGGAACGUUCUCUGAAACAGGUAAGAAUCCAGGGUCUCACCGGGAAUAUCCAGUUUGACCAUUAUGGACGCAGAGUCAACUACACCAUGGACGUCUUUGAGCUGAAGAGCAACGGCCCACGCAAGAUCGGUUACUGGAAUGACCUGGAUAAACUGGUCCUGGUUCAGACUGAACUCUCCAUGGGAAACGACUCCGCUAUGGAGAACCGAACCGUUAUCGUCACCACUAUAAUGGAAGGACCGUACGUGAUGUUGAAGAAGAAUUGGGAGAUGUUUGAAGGUAAUGAGCAAUUUGAAGGCUACUGCGUGGAUCUGGCGUCCGAGAUCGCCAAGCACAUCGGCAUCAAGUACAAGAUCUCCAUUGUUCCGGACGGGAAGUACGGAGCUAGGGAUCCAGAGACGAAGAUCUGGAACGGGAUGGUUGGGGAGCUGGUGUACGGGAAAGCGGAAAUCGCUGUGGCCCCUUUAACAAUUACCCUGGUCCGGGAGGAGGUGAUCGAUUUCUCCAAGCCCUUUAUGAGUCUGGGCAUCUCUAUUAUGAUCAAGAAACCGCAGAAGUCCAAACCGGGCGUCUUCUCCUUCCUGGACCCGCUGGCCUACGAGAUCUGGAUGUGCAUCGUGUUCGCCUACAUCGGCGUGAGCGUGGUGCUCUUCCUGGUCAGCCGCUUCAGCCCGUACGAGUGGCACACCGAGGAACCCGAGGAAGGGUCCGACGGUCCGCCAAGCGACCAGCCCCCCAACGAGUUCGGCAUCUUCAACAGUCUCUGGUUCUCACUGGGCGCCUUCAUGCAGCAAGGAUGCGACUUCACACCACGGUCUCUGUCUGGACGAAUAGUUGGAGGAGUUUGGUGGUUCUUCACUCUGAUCAUCAUCUCCUCCUACACGGCAAACCUGGCCGCCUUCCUCACCGUGGAGAGGAUGGUGUCACCUAUCGAGAGUGCAGAAGAUCUCGCCAAGCAGACAGAAAUCGCAUACGGAACCCUCGAUUCCGGUUCCACUAAAGAGUUCUUUAGGAGGUCAAAGAUCGCAGUGUAUGAAAAAAUGUGGAGUUACAUGAAGUCUGCCGAGCCCACCGUCUUCACCAAGACGACGGCCGAGGGCGUGGCCCGUGUGCGAAAGUCGAAGGGGAAGUACGCCUUCCUGCUGGAGUCGACCAUGAACGAGUACACGGAGCAGCGCAAACCCUGCGACACCAUGAAGGUCGGAGGGAAUCUGGACUCCAAGGGAUAUGGGGUGGCCACACCCAAAGGAUCGCAGUUAAGAAAUGCUGUAAACCUGGCCGUGUUAAAGCUGAAUGAACAGGGCCUCUUGGACAAAUUGAAAAAUAAAUGGUGGUACGACAAGGGCGAAUGUGGCAGCGGGGGCGGGGACUCGAAGGACAAGAGCUCGCAGGCCCUGAGCCUGAGCAACGUGGCCGGAGUUUUCUACAUCCUGGUGGGCGGCCUGGGUCUGGCUAUGCUGGUGGCCCUGGUCGAGUUUUGCUAUAAAUCCCGCGCCGAGGCCAAGAAACUGAAGCUCACCUUCUCGGAAGCCAUGAGAAACAAGGCCCGUUUGUCAAUCACGGGCAGCCUGGGGGAGAACGGGCGCGUCCUGACGCCAGACUGCCCUAAGGCCAUGCACUCCGGCCCCUCCUUCAGACAUGGCCCCGCCCUCGCUGUGGUAUCCUCCAACCUCCCAUAGAAACCAAAAACUCACCUUGUGCCUUAAACCAUCUUACCCCACUACUGGACUUCUGAUUCACGCUACUGAGGAUUUGUCCGCCAAACCGGAAAUAAACAUAAACUUGGACAUUUUUUUCAGAAAUUGUAAACGAUUUUGGACCAAUGGGACAACGUAACUACGGAUGUUUGAUAUUGUGGGUGGAGCAUCAUUAAAGAUCCAUGACGCCUUAUCCUAAAUCCUGACUUCGGGGACAGACAUCAUCUCGUACAGACGAAAUCAUGUGGAAGACCAGUAAACUGUAAACAUGAAGAUCACGUGCAUUCGAUUUCCACACACCGUCCUUCCCUGAUGGCGCCAACAUCAGCAAACCUGCAUUAUAUGUAUUAACGCACUUGAAUCUCACACACGAGUUUUAGAGAAAAAAAUCUGUAUUUAUGCCAUGGUCCACCAUCACUAGCUGUAAGUACUAAACCGUAUGUAGAUAUUCUCUCAGGAGCCAUCGCAACCAGCGGGAAAACGUUCAAACAUCUCAUCCAUGAGGCUUGCUUUUUGGACCGAUGUAAAUAGACCAGUAGAAAAGCUAAACACUCUUGUUUUAUACGGCAUCUUAGGUAAUAAUUCAUUGCAAUAAUGAUUAUAAGAAGGCCUGACUUGUAAUUACGAGAUCUUUUAUAAACACACGGUAGUAUGUAUAAAGAAGUAAAUCUAUAUAACGGAGGGAAAUCCUAAAGAAAUGUGCGCGAGACCAUGGCAUCUGUUGUUUUGAUAACUAAUGUAAGGCAGUGUGCACAUGUGUUUGUCUUUAAUGAAUGUCCAAACGUUUCACAUGCACACAAACAUGCUACGAGCAUCGCACACGGGGGUCACACCGACUCCUGAUUCUCACAUCCCGUGUUUGCUUUCAUUUUGCAUUGUUUUGUUUUUCUCUUUGUACACAUCAGCUCAAAUAAAACAAACAUUUAUACAAUA
Triplophysa rosa is the source of this 3840-nucleotide messenger RNA. It is a transcript of the gene gria4a, whose product is annotated as glutamate receptor, ionotropic, AMPA 4a. The record is from RefSeq and is a predicted model, not a curated record. The transcript has 16 exons. Gene Ontology annotation, biological process: modulation of chemical synaptic transmission; monoatomic ion transport; synaptic transmission, glutamatergic. NCBI's taxonomy places the organism in Eukaryota, Metazoa, Chordata, Actinopteri, Cypriniformes, Nemacheilidae. Gene Ontology annotation, molecular function: AMPA glutamate receptor activity; transmitter-gated monoatomic ion channel activity involved in regulation of postsynaptic membrane potential. Gene Ontology annotation, cellular component: plasma membrane; AMPA glutamate receptor complex; postsynaptic membrane. Bases 193 to 2889 code for a protein of 898 amino acids.